Molecule: messenger RNA, 2754 nt
Organism: Fraxinus pennsylvanica
Lineage: Eukaryota; Viridiplantae; Streptophyta; Magnoliopsida; Lamiales; Oleaceae
Source: the annotation of a GenBank genome assembly
AUGGAUUCAUUAAUAUCAGAUAUGUCGAUAAGCAAAUCUGAAGGAAUUACGUGUAAUGAUCAAAACCGUAGAACCACUUGGGAGGGCUGCAGUGUCUUGCUUGACAUAAAUGAUGGCGAUCGAGUGCUUUUUGCUCGUCUCACUGCUGGCUCGAAAAUAAAAAUUGGAAACAAGAAUUUAUCACUUCAGCCUUUGAUUGGGUGUCCUUUUGGGUCUUCCUUUCAAGUGAAGGAUGGCAAAGAAGGGCCAGUUUUAUCCCGUGUUUUGCAAUCUACUGAAGGUAAUAAUCUUCAAAUCAUGGAGGAGUCCAGAGAUAACCGAAUGUUGGUUGAUAAUAACAGUGCCCAGAGUCUCACUGGUGAAGAUAUAGAUGAGAUGCGAAGAAAGGGAGCGUCUGGGGAUGAAAUAGUUAAAGCCCUUGUUGCAAAUAGUGCAACAUUCGAGAAGAAAACAGCCUUUUCACAGGAAAAAUAUCUGCUUAAAAAGCAGAAGAAAUAUGCGCCAAGAGUACUUCUAAGACGUCCUUUUGCACGAAGCAUAUGCGAGGCAUACUUCAAAAAGCAUGCUGAGAGAAUUGGGUUUUUGCGGGUGGACACAUUAUCCAUUCUGCUUUCUUUGGCUAAUGUUAGUGCAUACUCAGAUGUACUUCUAGUUGAUAUGCUUGAUGGUAUUGUUACUGGUGCUGUGGCAGAACGCUUGGGAGGUACUGGUUAUGUGUGCAAUACAUAUCGCGGAGUCGCACCAUAUCCAAUUAAUAUUGUACAGAUGUUCAAUUUCAAUAAUGACAUAUGCCAAAGGAUUGUGCACUCUUCGGUAGCUGAACUGCAUCCCUAUGAAAAUGGAACUUCACCAUCAAAUGAUCAACUUGAAGAUGCCAGUGAUAUAAGAAGCCAACAAAAUGAACAAAUCUUAUCUCCUUCAGCUCGAAAUGCUGUCAGCAUGGAAGAAAAUGAAGAUGGGAAUAUGGAAAUCAUGACUGAUGUUGCUGCUUCUCCAAAGGUUAAAAAAGGUACAAAGGCUGGUCAGAAAGCACCAGUCGAGGCCAUUAAGUUAUGGAAGGAAAAUGGAUUUUCCAGUUUGAUAAUCGCUGCUCCAAACCUGGAUCCAUGGGGUAUUGUAAAAGAAGUCCUUUCACUUCUAUCCUAUUCUGCAUCAUUUGCUAUUUACCAUCAGUAUCUUCAGCCUCUAGCCACAUGCAUGAACAAUCUACAGGCAGAGAAAAUGGCCAUAGGCUUGCAAAUUUCUGAGCCUUCGCUACGUGAAUAUCAGGUUCUUCCAUCAAGAACUCAUCCACACAUGCAGAUGAGUGCAACAGGGGGCUAUAUACUGAGUGGCACUCGGAUAAGCGGCAGUGAUCAGACCCAAACAAUGGCAGAGGCGGGCAGUAAGGAGGAUUCGAACUCACCGCCUCCAACCCCACUUCCCGCUGAUUUCCUCCCCCCAGUCCACCCUCGCCGCGGUGAUAAUUUGAACCUUAAUCUGAGCUUAACUUUGCCGGUAUCGCAAAUGCACUUAGGAACACAGUCGCAUUCGCCGGUGCCGCGCGUCAUGCCUUCUUAUCGUAAAAGACUGAACCCUUUCAUUCCAUCCCCCAACUCGAAAAACUCGAAUAUAAUCACUCCUAAUAAUAUAACUAAUUAUUGCAACGACAGUACUCACUCUCGUAUCUCUUGCAUUCCGGAUUCAAAGCCGCACCCUGUGCUUCAAAACAUUACGGAUCUUCAAGUUACAAAACCUGCGGUAUUUGAACUUGGUCGUGAAUUAAUUAGUGAAGGACCCAGUUACUAUCCUGCUAAAGUCUCUGGGCAAUCAAAUGAACUUGGAAACUUUGAAGCUAAUACAAGAGGAAAUGGGACUACUCAAAUUCAUAACACGGCCAAAACGGUCAACAAUUUUUCACAUGGAACUGAAACUUGUGUUGAUGCUAGACCAAGUGCCAGACGUAAAGCUUCAAGGCUUGGGAAACCUGUUAUUAAGGAAGAAAACUUGGAACCUUUUGAUAACUUGAAUCUGGCUGCCUGCUGUCGGUAUGACAGUUCUUUAGGCUUGUUAACAAAGAAAUUUAUCAAGUUGAUCCAGGAGGCUGAGGAUGGUACUCUUGAUCUAAACAGAACUGCUGAAGUUUUGGAGGUCCAGAAGAGGCGAAUUUAUGACAUUACCAAUGUUCUUGAAGGCAUAGGUCUAAUAGAGAAAACUGCUAAGAAUCACAUACGCUGGAAAGGAUCUGGGAUAUUUGGACCAAGAGAGCUGCAUGAUCAAGUGUCUCAAUUGAAGGCUGAAGUUGAACGUCUAUAUGCCGAAGAACGUCGGAUUGAUAAUAACAUAAGGGACAAACUAGAUCAUCUAUCAGAACUGGGAUCUGAUCAGAAUUGCCAAAAGAAUCUUUUUCUGACUGGAGACGAUCUCAUGAGCCUUCCAUGUUUUAGGAAUAAAACUGUCAUCGUCGUUAAAGCUCCCCGUGCUAGUUGUAUAGAAGUUCCUGAUCCAGAUGAGGACACUGGUUUCUCACAGAAGCAUUACAGACUUACGUUACGAAGCCUUGAUGGACCAAUCGACGUAUAUCUCUUGAGCAAAAGUGAAAAGAAUGAUGACAUAUCUGUCAAUCGCACAAAAUUAUUGGAUGCUUCAACGAGCUCACAAUCAGCUGAUUUUCACAAAAUAAUUCCAUUGGAUGAUGAUAGGGAUAAUGAUUACUGGUUGAAAUCAGAUCAUGAGGUCAGUGCAAUGGAUAUGUGGGGUAAAGAAGAUUGUUAG